AUGUGUAUUGAUUACCAGCAAUUGAACAAGGUUACAAUCAAGAAUAAGUAUCCGCUGCCGAGGAUUGAUGAUUUGUUUGACCAGCUUCAGGGUGCCAAGGUAUUUUUAAAGAUUGACUUGAGAUCUGGCUACCAUCAGUUGAGGAUUAGGGCAUCCGAUGUCCCUAAGACAGCUUUCCGCACUCGGUACGGGCAUUAUGAGUUCUUGGUGAUGUCAUUCGGGUUGACUAAUGCCCCAGCAGCUUUUAUGGAUUUGAUGAACCGAGUGUUCAGGCCUUAUUUGGACUCGUUCGUGAUAGUCUUCAUUGAUGAUAUAUUGAUAUAUUCCCGCAGCCAGGAGGAGCACGAGCAGCACCUUAGAGUGGUUCUUCAAACUUUGAGGGAUAGUCAGUUAUAUGCCAAGCUCUCUAAGUGUGAGUUCGAACAAUGUUUAGCUAUCCAAAAUAUCUACUCGCUCCGAGCCAGUAUCCAAGGUAUCGGGCAACGACGAACCAACGACCUAUCCUAUAACGGUAAGGAUGCUAGAGGACAUUAUCUAAAAGAUCAACUCAAGCUCGCGGAGACUCCUACAGCAACCGUCUCCCGGAGAUACAGUCCCGAGACUCAUUUCGCGGAAGUCAGAAACAACGAAAUUCCCUGGGGAUGA
Molecule: messenger RNA, 645 nt
Organism: Nicotiana attenuata
Lineage: Eukaryota; Viridiplantae; Streptophyta; Magnoliopsida; Solanales; Solanaceae
Product: RNA-directed DNA polymerase homolog
Exons: 2
Coding region: 1-645 (214 amino acids)
Source: RefSeq, a predicted model, not a curated record